This is a messenger RNA of Bipolaris sorokiniana ND90Pr, 996 nucleotides long. RefSeq lists its product as uncharacterized. Lineage: Eukaryota; Fungi; Ascomycota; Dothideomycetes; Pleosporales; Pleosporaceae. The transcript has 3 exons. The record is from RefSeq and is a predicted model, not a curated record. Bases 1 to 996 code for a protein of 331 amino acids.
AUGGAAGAUCCAAAUUUGGACUCAAUCCCCGCAUCCUCGAAUCAGGCGCUCAUUGCCGCAGCUGAGGCAUUAUACAAGUCACUGUGGGCUCGAUCGGUGUUCGCUGACUUGUUGAUCUUGAGAUAUAUUCUCUGUCAUGCGCACAAUUCCAGCGCGCCAUGGACCCAAUACUUUUCAGUUGUAGGCCAGGAAAUGAGACAGGCCGCCGUCGAGAAGAAGAUCCUAUGGCAAUAUGCAAAUCAUCUCAUCAGGAAAAAGCGAGGAGUCUGCACCCCGUACUACGGACUCUUUCAGCAUCCACCGGUGGCACUUGAGCCCUUGCCGGAAAUUUUCUGUCGUGGCGACACCGGCACAUGCACUACUUGGGCCGUGAGCUUCCACGAAGACAGCUGUAUUGACGGCCAAUUUGUGGACUACGAAGUUGGGCAUCGGCUUGUUUUUAAGAGGCUGGAUGAUGGAACCGCCGCCGUGAUCGAUUCUGGUGCGCAACGCCUCUUGUGCUUGAACAUAGGCGACAAAGUAAGCGCUGCUGGAAAGGGAAAGGAGCGGUGGCAUUGCACAGAAGGGGGCUCUCAUCAAAUACGAUCAGAACGAUCAACAUCACCUAGCGGACCGAGUAGACGCUAUAAAUGCCUGUAUUAUGCAGCUGUGGAGGAAGGCAGCAUACAUGAUUGUUAUUUACCGCUUGGAAGACAGAUUCAGUUUUCCGCCCGGCAUAGGGCAUACAAGCUUGUUCCAUCAGGGGGCCUAAAUGAAAAUGUUAAAGUGUCUUAUAUUCUUCUUGGUUACGGUAUUGAGAAGGACUUUUUAGUCGCCUCGACCUUCCUUGCGCGUUUUGCGUUUACGACUGUUGACGAUGUCAAAAACACUAUCGUGAAAGAACUAAUGACAAUCUUUGAGGCGGCAAGAAAGCAUUGGGGUCCACCACUUAUUGUUAACUUCUCUGCGGUCCGUAAAGUCGCCUGCGCCUCAUGGCCAGAUCCUUUUGAAGGCUAG